AUUCAGACAGUAUGGCGCCUCCCUGUCUUUCAUUGAUCCACCAGAUUGAACAGGGAAAUCCCUGGCUCUUAACAUCAUGGGCCUAAUCAGGACUUGAUGGCGCUGGACGGUACUUCUUUCUUCUAUGCUGCCUCGUUGAGGCUCGCCAGGUCAUUAGCCAAGCUCUCUCCUGCACCCUGGGACAAGGUUGAGAGUGGACUCCUCAGUCGAUGUCCCCGAGAAAACCAGCAUGGAACUUCCAUCACUCAGAGGGGACAAGAUGCUGUUGUUGCAUUAGGCAUAUAUUUUCUGGAAUCUAGCCUUCAACAUAGAGACAAGAUCAUUCCGUAUCUUUUGGAACUCCUUCAACUCCUACCAAAAGCCACUUGGAAAGAUGAAGUCAAGUAUUAUCCAUCUGAUAGGAUUCCAGUGGUUGAAAGGUUCAGCUUUUGCCUCAAUACACUUUUGAGUGAUGUGGCAGCAAGAUGUGAGGAUUGGAGGGAAAAGAUCAUUGAUGCACAGAUUGAAGGAUUAGCUACAUACUGCAAUGCAAUUGCUUCUGCCAUGUCUCCCUCACCAGCCAUGAAGAUGAUGCCAGCCAAAGUAUCACUGUGCAAGGUGACAGUUCCAUUGCUACUGGGCCUGUGUCGUUCCAUGGGUCGAGGAUGUGGGACUGAAUCCCCCCUCCUAUGUCACCUUUUCCCCCCUCCUCCUCUCACUUCCACUUUCCCUUCACCUGAGGCCUUGGCUGCUCUACCUCUUCGGAAAGAUUCCCGCAAGCCCUCCAAUCUCCCCAGUUUUGGGAAGUUUCGACCAAUCAUCCCACGCAGUCUCUCUGGGAAUUUCCCUCCUUACGACAUACCAUCUAUUGCAACUUCUGAAUCUGGUACUCAAGUGAGGACAUUUACAAGGUCAUCAGCAGCAGAACUGGAACAUCCCAGGGCGUCUAACAUCCAGACAUAUUUCUUUCAUCGCUAUGGCUCUAGCUUUCAAGGUGUAGCAUCAGAAACUUCAAGUCCUCUACGACUUACACUAGCUCAACUGAAGGCUGUGCUAACAAUGGCAAAGCGACUGCUCACCCGGGACCUUCUGCACUUUCUUGAUGACCAAGCAUUGGAUGUUUACACAUCAGGACAGGUCAAGAUCUUUCCUUACAAGAGUCUGAAAGAAACUGUGAAUCUUGUUAUCAUCUCACUUCUCCGGGAACUCCUGCAGAGACAGAAAGACUUGCCAGAGCCCUUCACACGAGAUGUUCAGCAGUUCAUCAAGGGACUGUUCUUGUCUGGCCAAACAGAACUCCAAGGUCGACAGCAUGAUGCAUCUGAGAAGGAAGAUCAGGAGUCCAACUAUGCCACUGUGAAUAAAUUCAAGGUCAAUGUCCAGGCAAAUGCUGCAUGUGUGGAUCUUCUUGUUUGGGCAAUAGCUGAUGAAAAUGAUUCUCAAACUUUGACUCUGUUAUGUGAUCACUUUGCUGCUGUGAUCAACCACCCAUGGGAUGAAGGUGCAGAUAGUCUAUGCUCACGUCUGACAGAGAAGUUGAAUUUGAGUCAUGGUCAUCGUCUGGUACUGGCACACAUGCCCCUUCUCAUGGUCUGCCUUCAGGGAUUGGGAAAACUUGCCCAGAAGUUCCCCAACAUAGCUCCCACCAGCAUUGCCUGUCUCACAAACUUUCUCGUGCUUCCUUCCCCGGUGCUGCUGAAGCUUCAAAAGCAACAUGCUGCAUCUGGUAUUGCAUCAUCCAACCGACUUACACUUCAAGUACCAGCUGAAGGCUUGGGCCCUUUGUCAUCCAAGGGAUCUACAGCAACUCUGUCUUCAUGCAUCCAGCCUGGAGUGUGUGCAUCAGCCAGUCAAUCUGCAUUUGAGAGACUACGAGAUGCAGCCAUAGAAAACCUCUGCCUGGCCAUCCAGGCUGGGUUGUCUGUGAAUACAGAUCAAGUUCAGGCAUUUCUGGCAUCCAUUGCCAAUCGCCUCUUCACAGCUGAGUCUUCUGAUGUAGAAUCUACUCUGAUCUCAACCAACACAGUUUUGGCUUUGGGUCACGUAGCAGUGACAUUAAAGGAUACUCCAAGGACCCUUGAGAGCAUCUUGCAGUUUUUCAUCCAGCGCUUCUGCCGACCUCCUUCUCAACUCGAUGUCCUCAUCAUUGACCAGCUGGGCUGUAUCAUAAUUUCAAACUGUGAUAUCAAAAUUUACGAGGAAAUCAUGAAAAUGUUCACUCAGAUCACAGUUGAUGCCAGCUCAGCUGCAUAUACCUCGGGGGUGGCAGAAGAUCGCAAGUUGCAGCAUGUGACAUUGGCAGUGAACAAUGCCCUGGCCAAUAUAGCAGCUAGCAUUCAAGGUGAUGGGGAGAUGCUGGAACUGCUUGGUCGACUCCUGGAACUUUUUGUCCAGCUGGGUCUGGAAGCAAAAAGAGUUGCUGAGAAGUCUAACACCCCUCUCAAGGCAUCAAGCAGUGCUGGGAAUUUAGGAGUGCUAUUGCCAGUGAUUGCAGUGCUUGUGAGGAGGCUCCAGCCAAUCAGACAUCCAAAGCCACGUCUUCACAGGCUCUUCAGGGACUUCUGGCUUUACUGUGUCAUCAUGGGAUUCACAAAUGCCAGUCAAUGGCCAACUGAAUGGCAUGAGGCUGUUAAGGACAUUGCAGUCAAAUCUCCCCUUCUCACAUCCCUGUCAGCCCAGAGAUCUGAGAUCAGGGAACUUCAAUACACUUCAGCUCUUCGAUCUGAUAGUGUAGCACCUGCAGAGCUUCAGGAGCUGAAGAAUCAGAUCCUUAGUCUUCUCAAUAACUUUACAUCUGAAGUGAGCCAGGUGAUUAGCAAGCUUACCUUCCCACAGUGUGCUUAUGUUCUCUCAGUACUUCGUCUGGAAACACUAAGAGUGGAGAAUGCAAAAGAGACAAGUUUUCAUCCCAUGUUCGAAUACCUGAGUGACCCAGCCAUCCAGAAGGACAAGACUGGUCUCUGGAAAUGCAUCUCCUGUGUGAGUGACACAGUGUUCCAGACAUUCUUGGAGGUGAUGAGUCGGAAAGCAAAGCGUGAAGCACGUGACAGAGAUCUUGAGACACAUGCCCAGCUCCUAUUGGUCAAUUUCAAUCAUCAUCACCGAGACAUCCGAAGAGCUGCUGACAAGUACCUUGCUGGACUUGUAGACAAGUACUAUAACUUGCUCUUCUCUGAUGCCUUGGACUUGGUUCUAUCUUUAUCCCUGAAUCUGGAUGCCAAUGAAGAGAAUCCAGUGCUGUCCAUCCCCAACACUCCAUACUCUCUUCUCCUCAUGGAUACUCUUGAGGCUCGAGAGGGGAUUGUGAAGGACUUUGCAGCUCGUUGCCAAGGAAUCAUCCAAGAGGCAAUCCGCUGGGCUCCUCAUGUCACUCGCUCCCACCUCCAAGAGUACAUCACACCAUCACGGGAAGUUGCCCUUGCUCAUGUUGACAUGCGUGGGAGUAUCCUUACCACUAAUCUCAAUCACAAGACUAGUGUCCCUGGACUGCCCCAGGGUACAAUUCGACCCCAUGCCGGCUUGGCACUUGCCACAGAGAGUGUCCUUGCUUCUGCUGGACUCAACACAACCUCUGAAGCUCUCUCUCAAAGUGCAUUAGAAAAGCGACCAAACUGUGUCAAGAACAACACUGCAUCCUUCAUUGCAACAAUGACCCUGCGAAGUCGUUAUGCAGGAGAGAUUCUAGGUAUCCUCUUGGCAGUUGCAAAUGAGAAGGGUCGUAUGAAUGUGAUCCAUAGCUUGAUAGCAGCUUUGAAGGCAGCUUGCAUUCAGGGGAAUAAGGCAAGACAUGAAGAAACCCUGUGGAGGGCCACUGCCAUGAUCAUUGCUCAUGAUCAGGUGCAUCGUGGGCUGUUGUAUGCUGUCUGCUCAUCAUUAGUUGACUUCUUCACUGUGAGUGCAGCUGAAUGCUCAGUUCAUUGCUGGACUUGGCUUCUUUCUGCAAGACCAGAUCUAGAGCAGGUGUUCCUUCAGGAAAUGAUUACUGCUUGGCAUGCAAGUGUCUCUAGGGGCUUGGGGCUUUUCACACCAGUCAAGGCCAGUCCUAGCCCCAUGGCUACAUCAGAAGAUAUCAUUUUGAAACCUGAUCCUCCUUAUGUCACUCCUCAUCGCAUCUGGAUCAAGUUCCUGUGUGAACGAAUUGAGAUGGUGAAAUACUACAGCCAGGAUCAAGUGGAAAUUUUUGCCAAAAUGCUUCAUCGCACCUUACAUACCUUUGAAGGAUCCUUCAAUUCCCACCAGAACCGACAUGUUGCAUGUGUUGGACCCCGCUUCAGCCUGCUAUCAGCUGGCCUUUCACUCUUACAAGGAGACAUCUUACCAAGGAGCAUCUGUAAAAAUGCCCUACGGGAACGGGUUUAUUAUGCUGCCCUAGAUUACUUCUGUGAACCAAUGCAAUGCCCUACACCUGAGCAGAAAGGGGGGAGGUUGCGUGAAGAUGUCCUCGUUUUGAUCCGCUUCUGGCAGGCAAUGCAUUCUGACAAGAAAUAUCUCAAAACCUCCUUGAUUGCUGACUUUGAGAUGGGAGGGAUGGGUGUGGGUGCACGUGGCAGUUCUGCAUCUCGCAUCGGGGGAGGUGGAUCCUUGGGUGGAAAUCCAUCAUGGAGCUCUGGUUGGAUCAACACUGUCCCAUCAUAUGCACCUACCUCAUUGUCUCGAAAGUCUGGUGGAAAAACUAGUCGAUCUGGGAAAGGGCCUGCAGGACAAGCAGCUGAUGCUUUUGUCAAGGAUUAUCUCAAGAAACGCAAUCUCAUUCUAUCACUUUUAGCUGUGGAAAUUGAAUGGCUGAUAACAUGGCACAAUCCAUUGGGGCUGGUAGAGCAAAAUAUCCCAGGCCAGGAAAGCAUCUCAACAUGGAGGAGCAACCCAGUGACUGAGAAGACAUGGAAGGAAUACGUCCACAUGGCUUGGGAAGUCAACCCAGCCCUCGCUGUCUUCUUGUCAUCCAGGUUUAAGCCUCACAGCGAAGUGAUCGAUAGGGAGGUGAGACGUCUUGUCCGAGGGAAUCCCAUUUUGGUGUCUCACAUCCCAGAGGCACUCCAGUAUCUUGUCACAGCUGAUUCUAUCGUCAAUGAUUAUCCUGAGCUGAGCUACCUGCUGACAUGGUCAAGAUCAGUUCCUAUCCGAGCAAUCAGUUUCUUCUCUCGUCAAUACCCUCCACACCCCAUCACAGCUCAGUAUGCUGUGAGGGUCCUGUCCACAUAUCCUCCAUCCACAAUGAUGUUUUAUAUAGCUCAACUUGUCCAGGCUCUUCGAUAUGACACUAUGGGAUUUGUUGCCCAGUAUUUAUUGUCUGCAGCUGCUUCCUCUCAACUAAUCUGUCAUCAAUUGAUCUGGAACAUGCAAACCAACAUGUACUCAGAUGAAGAGGGGACAGUGAAAGAUGUGGAUCUGUAUGAUCUUCUCAACCAUUUGAUCCAAGAGAUAGUGGAUAAUUCAUCUGGAGAUGCACGACAAUUUUAUGAGAGGGAGUUUGAUUUCUUCAAUCGCAUCACCUCCAUCUCAGGACAGAUCAAGCAAUACCCUAAAGGCCCAGAGAGGAAGAAGGCAUGCCUUGAAGCUCUGUCAAAAGUAGAGGUCCAACCAGGCUGUUAUUUGCCAUCUAACCCAGAAGCCAUAGUCCUUGACAUUGACUAUAAGUCAGCCACUCCCAUGCAAAGUGCUGCCAAGGCUCCAUUUCUGGCACGAUUCAGAGUGAGACCAUGUGGGAUUGGAGAGCUGGAAUAUGCAGGAAUGCAUGCAGGUGAACUACGGGUCCCUCCAGCAAAGCCAGACUACUGGCAGGCUGCCAUCUUCAAGGUUGCUGAUGAUCUGCGACAGGAUGUCCUUGCCCUUCAGAUAAUUGCUCUACUAAAAAAUGUCCUGCAAAAGGUGGGAUUGGACUUGUUUCUCUUCCCAUACCGUGUGGUGGCAACUGGUCCAGGCUGUGGAGUUAUUGAAUGUGUACCAAAUGCAAAAUCUCGUGAUCAACUUGGAAGGCAAACUGACAUUUCCAUGUAUGACUACUUCCUCAAGAAAUAUGGUGAAGAGAGCAGCAAGGAGUUUCAGCGUGCCAGGCGAAAUUUCAUUAAGAGCAUGGCAGCCUACAGUGUGAUUGGCUAUCUCUUGCAAAUCAAGGAUCGCCAUAAUGGAAACAUCAUGCUAGAUGCUGAUGGUCACAUCAUACACAUUGACUUUGGCUUCAUGUUUGAGAGCAGCCCAGGAGGGAACUUGGGGUUUGAACCAGAUAUCAAGCUCACAGAUGAGAUGGUGAAGAUCAUGGGGGAUAAGAUGGAAGCAGCCCCAUUCCGUUGGUUCAUGGAACUCUGCAUCCAGAUGUAUCUCGCUGUCAGGCCUUACAGUGAGGACAUCAUCUCCCUGGUGAGUCUGAUGCUGGAUACAGGACUGCCGUGUUUCCGAGGCCAGACCAUCAAGCAACUUCGGGCUAGGUUCAAUCCCAAUAUGUCCGAACGAGAGGCAGCCGUUCACAUGAUCCAAGUGAUCCGGAGCUCCUUCCUCAGCAUCCGAACUCGCACCUACGAUAUGCUUCAGUUCUAUCAGAACCAGAUUCCUUAUUAGAGAUCUACCUAGUCAUUAGACUUCAGCCAUUCCAUGUGCAUCAUCUCACGAUUGUGAAGUAUGUAUUGUGAUCAUUUAUAUAUACCGGUAUUCAACUAUUGAGCAAAUGAGCUCCUGUUACCUUUACCAUGAGAAUUAUAAAUAAAUAUUGACG
Molecule: messenger RNA, 6688 nt
Organism: Darwinula stevensoni
Lineage: Eukaryota; Metazoa; Arthropoda; Ostracoda; Podocopida; Darwinulidae
Source: the annotation of a GenBank genome assembly